Messenger RNA from Schistosoma guineensis, 1505 nucleotides. The record is from the annotation of a GenBank genome assembly. Lineage: Eukaryota; Metazoa; Platyhelminthes; Trematoda; Strigeidida; Schistosomatidae.
AUGCUAAGCUUUUUGGGCCUUGGUCAAAGUGUUGAUAUUAAAAUAAACUUGGAAGAUGAGGAGCAUAGAAAAAAGGAAGAACUCAGGAAUGAAGAUGGCCAAAUCCACUCACUUCCCGUUUAUUAUGAUGGUGAAAACGUUUGUGGAUCUGUAAAUGUUAUUUUAAAAAGAGGUGGAAAACUAGAACAUCAAGGAAUAAAAAUCGAAUUUAUUGGCCAAAUUGAAUUGUAUACAGAUCGUGGAAACCGCGAAGAGUUUAUUGCUCUUUGUCAAGAUUUAGCACGUCCUGGAAUACUUUCUCAUUCGACAAGUUAUCCAUUCGAGUUCCUACGCAUUGAAAAGCCUUACGAGUCAUACUGUGGAACGAAUGUCCGUUUAAGGUAUUUUUUACGAGUUACUAUUCAAAAAAGAAUUGCUGAUAUCACAAAAGAACUUGAACUCAUUGUACAUUCUACAAUGAGAUGUUCCGAAUCGAGUGACAGUAUCCAAAUGGAAGUUGGGAUAGAAGAUAGUUUACACAUUGAAUUCGAGUACAAUAAGUCAAAGUACCAUUUACAAGAUGUCAUUAUUGGUAAGAUAUACUUCCUACUGGUUAGAGUUAAAAUAAAAAACAUGGAGAUACAAAUAUUGAAGCGUGAAACCAUUGGUGCAGGACCUACUGCUUUUACGGAGACUGAAACUGUUGGAAAAUAUGAGAUAAUGGAUGGUGCACCAGUACGUGGCGAGUCGAUUCCCAUCAGACUAUUUCUACAUGUUUAUGGCUUGAGUCCCACUAUGCGUGAUGUUUAUCGCAAGUUUUCUGUGAGGUAUUUCCUGAACUUAGUACUGUUGGAUGAAGAGGAUCGGCGAUAUUACAAGCAGCAAGAAAUUAUAUUGUACAGAAAAUCCGAUCGCCGACUCAAGAAUUAUGUGCAACAGAUUACAGACAAAGGACUUGAAACUAAUGGAAAUGGGGUCAAAGAGAAAGGAGAAGCUUAUGCUGAUAACAAAAUGUAUGAACAAACAGAUCUUGAAGCUCCUGCAAAGGGUCUGCAAUCAAACAGUGUAUGUUCCGACCUCUCGACGGGUGAACAUGAAGAUGAUAAUGCAGAUUGUUCUAAGUUAUUCAAUAAUCCUGCUUCUACUGCCAGCGAAUGUGAGAUAAAUAAACUUGGUGAUGACGAGGAGGACAAUGAUAGUUGUGAUUCUUUUUCUCCCCAUACACGUGCAGCCAGAAGUAUGCACCGUUAUGAACCUAAGCAGGUUCAUAAGCACACAGAAUCGUCAACUGUUGGUGACCUUCCAAACAAAUCAUCUGUGACUGUUUCUAGUGUAUCAGUUACGCAAAAUUCUAUGUAGGAAGAUAUUUUGUACUUAACAUGUUUAUUACAUGUUAAAUUUUGCUUGCUAAAGUCAAUCCUAGUCAAAAUUAUUCCGGUAGACUUUUAAAAAAUCAUAAAAAUACUGUGAUACGCUAGAUGUUAAUUAAUCAUUUGCAUUUCUGUUGUUGAAUCAAAGUUGAAUGA